CGUGUCAGUCCCUUCAUUCAGCGACGCUCUCUCACAGCACUGCGGACCGAAACACAGCUGAAUAAUGCCUCCUAAAAGCUCGAAUAAACAGCAAUCUGAGGAGGAUCUGCUCCUGCAGGACUUCAGCAGAAACCUGUCGGCUAAAUCCACGGCGCUUUUCUACGGAAACGCUCUGAUCGUCUCAGCCAUUCCAAUCUGGCUGUUCUGGAGGAUCUGGCACAUGGACCUGGUCCAGUCUGCAGUCCUCUAUGCCGUCAUGACUCUGGUCAGCACGUACCUGGUGGCGUUCGCUUACAAGAACGUCAAGUUUGUCCUUAAACACAAGGUGGCUCAGAAACGCGAGGACGCCGUUUCCAAGGAGGUGACGCGCAAACUGUCCGAGGCCGACAACCGCAAGAUGUCCCGCAAGGAGAAGGACGAGAGGAUCCUGUGGAAGAAGAACGAGGUGGCUGAUUACGAGGCCACGACCUUCUCCAUUUUCUACAACAACACGCUGUUCCUGGUGCUCGUCAUCGUCGCCUCCUUCUUCCUGCUGAAGAACUUCAACCCCACAGUGAACUACAUUCUGUCCAUCAGCGCCUCCUCUGGUCUCAUCGCGCUACUGUCCACCGGCUCAAAGUGAGAGAGCCGCAACCAUCCUGAAGACGACCGAUUGCAGUGUUUUGGACGAGAGACUGGGGUACGAGGGUGGGGGCGGAGGCAGGUUGGGGGUGGAAAGAGUGGACUUUCAUGAAAUUAAUGAAGAGUGGACGCACAGGGGUCGUUACUGAAUCCUGCUUUUCAGUUUUUAUACAAUAAAAGACGUCAAACCCAA
Trichomycterus rosablanca is the source of this 814-nucleotide messenger RNA. RefSeq names its product signal sequence receptor, gamma (gene ssr3). The record is from RefSeq and is a predicted model, not a curated record. The transcript has 5 exons. Gene Ontology annotation, biological process: SRP-dependent cotranslational protein targeting to membrane. Gene Ontology annotation, cellular component: membrane; endoplasmic reticulum. Lineage: Eukaryota; Metazoa; Chordata; Actinopteri; Siluriformes; Trichomycteridae. Bases 65 to 622 code for a protein of 185 amino acids.